Molecule: messenger RNA, 1377 nt
Organism: Suillus fuscotomentosus
Lineage: Eukaryota; Fungi; Basidiomycota; Agaricomycetes; Boletales; Suillaceae
Product: casein kinase II regulatory subunit-domain-containing protein
Exons: 5
Cellular component (GO): cytoplasm; protein kinase CK2 complex
Molecular function (GO): protein kinase regulator activity
Source: RefSeq, a predicted model, not a curated record
CAGCUGUGAACACGAAAGCGGAGUUUGAAUACUAAUCUGGAACUUCUGGAGAAACAGAAUGCAGACCCACAGCCCGUCAGCCAGUCUGACUUAAAGUGUGAACGUUAUGUCCCGUCCACCCGAGCUUGAGGAGGAGCAGGUCGAGCUUGAGGAGGAAGAGGUAAUUAGUGGUAUUGGUGAGGGCGACGAGGUUAUGGAGGAAGUUGAAGAAGGUUACAGUGCGUAUCAAACCUAUCAUUCAUUCCGGACUUCAUAAGUUGUAACUUUCUUUGCGCGUUUUUUUGGAGUUGGAGAAAUCUAUCGACAGCUCGCUAACUUACUCCAUGUUCAUUUUCAGCAUCAUCUACUCCUACAUCUACCCUUACGUGGAUUAGCUGGUUUUGCUCACUGCCUGGCCACGAGUACUUCUGUGAAGUCUCGGAAGAUUUUAUCGAGGAUGAUUUCAACCUCACCGGCUUGAAUGCCAUGGUACCAUUCUGGAAGGAAGCAAUGGAGAUGGUGUUGGACGUGGAGCCUGACGAAGAUUCCUCAAAAAUACCCGACGUGUCAAUCGUCGAAGCAUCAGCUGAACUAUUGUACGGUCUAGUACAUCAACGUUAUAUACUGACGCGUGCUGGAUUGCAAGCAAUGGUUGAUAAGUAUGAAAAUGCCCUCUUUGGCGUCUGCCCGCGUGUAUAUUGCAUGGGCUGCAAUGUAGUUCCUUCCGGUCGUUCUGAUCUUCCCGGUCUUGACACAGUCAAACUUUUCUGUCCAAAUUGCAAUGAUAUCUAUGCACCACCGAGCAGUCGUUUCCAAGGGGUCGAUGGGGCCUUCUUUGGAACGACAUUUGCACACCUAUUUUUCCAGAGUUAUCGUGAACUUGCCCCAGCGCCGUUCUACAAACCUUCGUCAUCCCCCGGAUCAUCUAUGUCUCCCGGGCGCUCGCCACACAGUGGCUCGGGUAGUAGUUCUUCGCGACCUUCACCCUUUAUCAAUCCAAAUCCGCAUGGGGGGCAGAAACGCCCUGCCGGCCAUCUUUAUCAACCACGAAUAUAUGGUUUCAAAGUCAGUGAACGGGCCAAGACUGGACCCCGGAUGCAAUGGUUACGGGUGAGACCGGAGAGCCCAGAUGAAUUGGAUAUGGUAGACUGGAGGGGUCGGUGGAUAGAUGACGAUGAGUAUGAUGAGGAGGAGGACAUUGAUGAGGACGAUCGGCUAAUGGAAGACUUUGAUGCGGAAACCAUUGAAGACGAUGAAGAGGAGGAGGAGGAGGAAGAAGAAGAGGAAGAGGAAGGAGGCUCGCGGAGGCACCUAAUCCGAGGUGAGCAAUACGCCGAUUCACCCCGGCCACCCACACCCAUCCACCUCCCCUCUUCCGCGCGGACAUCGCCGACGUCC